Medioppia subpectinata is the source of this 476-nucleotide messenger RNA. The record is from the annotation of a GenBank genome assembly. Lineage: Eukaryota; Metazoa; Arthropoda; Arachnida; Sarcoptiformes; Oppiidae.
UUGGCCCCUUCCCAAAGGCCAUGAAGUGCUACCAUUGCGGCCAACAGGUGAUGACAGUGACCAGUCAAAAGGCCGGCACCAUUACGUGGGCCCUGUGCUCCCUGUUGUGUAUAGUAGGAUGCUUUUGCGGCUGUUGUCUGAUACCAUUCUGCGCCAACCCUACCCAAGACAUAAUGCAUAACUGUCCUAGUUGUAAACAGUUUUUGGGCGCAUACGAGCGUAUUAAAUUUAGACGCGAACAGUAUGGCACAAUAGGUGCUGGCGUAGUGGGCAUUAACAUAACGGAUGCUCUUACAUCCAGUGACACUACGCCCAGCACCGACACACUAAAAGUCCAUUGUUUGGACCUUUUGGCGGCACUUGAGUGGGGAAUGCGAUCGCCGGACAACUACGACGAUCGUAGGACCAAUCGGGACAGUAAGAAGACUCCCUCACCCGCACACUACUCUGACAUUCUGGACUAUUGUUUUGGUUAA